Mus musculus (house mouse) is the source of this 10313-nucleotide messenger RNA. It is a transcript of the gene Ubxn7, whose product is annotated as UBX domain protein 7. The record is from RefSeq and is marked validated. The coding region runs from base 32 to 1501 and encodes 489 amino acids. Gene Ontology annotation, molecular function: ubiquitin binding. Gene Ontology annotation, cellular component: nucleus. The transcript is spliced from 11 exons. NCBI's taxonomy places the organism in Eukaryota, Metazoa, Chordata, Mammalia, Rodentia, Muridae.
GUUGUUCCGCGGCGGCGGCGGCGGCGGUAAGAUGGCUGCCCACGGGGGCUCCGCGGCGUCGUCGGCGCUGAAGGGGUUAAUCCAGCAGUUCACCGCCAUCACCGGUGCAAGUGAAAGUGUAGGAAAACAUAUGCUUGAAGCUUGUAACAACAACCUGGAGAUGGCUGUCACUAUGUUUUUGGAUGGAGGAGGAAUUGCUGAGGAGCCUAGUACCAGUUCAGCAAGCGUCUCUACUGUCAGACCACACACAGAAGAAGAAGUUCGUGCUCCAAUUCCUCAAAAGCAAGAAAUAUUGGUGGAGCCAGAGCCUUUGUUUGGUGCUCCUAAAAGGAGAAGGCCAGCACGUUCAAUAUUUGAUGGUUUCCGAGAUUUUCAAACUGAAACUAUUAGGCAGGAACAGGAAUUAAGAAAUGGAGGAGCAAUAGAUAAGAAACUAACCACCCUUGCAGAUCUAUUUCGGCCCCCAAUCGACUUGAUGCACAAGGGCAGCUUUGAAACAGCCAAAGAGUGUGGCCAGAUGCAGAAUAAGUGGCUGAUGAUAAACAUUCAAAAUGUACAAGACUUUGCAUGCCAGUGCCUCAACCGUGAUGUAUGGAGCAAUGAAGCUGUGAAGAAUAUUAUCCGGGAACAUUUCAUUUUCUGGCAGGUUUAUCACGACAGUGAGGAAGGUCAGAGAUACAUACAGUUUUAUAAGCUAGGGGAUUUCCCCUAUGUUUCCAUCUUAGAUCCACGGACAGGUCAGAAGCUAGUAGAGUGGCACCAGUUGGAUGUGUCUUCUUUCUUGGACCAAGUGACAGGGUUUCUGGGAGAACAUGGGCAACUGGAUGGACUUUCUAGCAGCCCCCCCAAAAAGUGUGCCCGAUCAGAGAGCCUCAUAGAUGCUAGUGAAGACAGCCAACUGGAAGCUGCCAUCAGAGCCUCCUUGCAAGAGACACAUUUCGACUCGGCCCAGGCAAAACAGGAUAGCCGCUCAGAUGAAGAAUCUGAAUCGGAACUUUUUUCUGGCAGUGAGGAAUUCAUAUCGGUUUGUGGCUCUGAUGAAGAAGAGGAGGUAGAGAAUCUUGCUAAGUCCAGAAAGUCUCCUCAUAAAGAUUUGGGGCAUAGAAAAGAGGAGAACAGAAGGCCACUGACAGAGCCCCCAGCCAGAACUGAGCCUGGCACAGCCACAAACCAUCAAGGAUUGCCAUCCAUGGAUUCUGAGGUCUUGGAGAUGUCACCUGAAAAGUCAGAUGGAAUAGUGGAGGGGAUAGAUGUAAAUGGACCAAAAGCACAGCUGAUGCUGCGGUACCCAGAUGGAAAAAGGGAACAGAUCACUCUUCCAGAGCAAGCCAAAUUACUGGCGUUGGUGAAGCAUGUCCAGUCUAAAGGAUAUCCAAAUGAACGUUUUGAACUUCUCACCAACUUCCCUCGGAGGAAGCUCUCUCAUCUGGACUAUGACAUUACCUUACAAGAGGCUGGCCUCUGUCCUCAAGAGACUGUCUUUGUACAGGAAAGAAAUUAACACCAUGGCCUGACCUCUCUCAGCUUACCCCUUUUUCUCUUUUCCUGUGAGAUACCAUGUCACUAAGUAUGCAUUUUGGCUCAUAGGACUAACUGUAGAGCCAAAGCUGGGCAAGCAAGUCACCUGCCUUUUCUUUAUCUCUUUCUGUCACGUGUAAAUCAGUCUCCUUCCCCCUUAUCUCUGUUUUCUUUCUUCCUCCUUUUUCUCAGUUUGUUCUUUCUUACCAGAUGUGGUGACCAAAUGGAAGUGUAUGAAUAAGAAUAACAUCUCUCCUAGUACUGGUAGCACGAAAUGUGUGUUCUAACAAGUGCUCUUUUGCAUGACACCUUUUGGGGACCUAGUGAUGUUACUACUUCUAGACUCUGUUGACAAAGAAUGGCUAGAAUCAGAAUUAAAAACAGCCCCCAUUUUUGGUAGGAAAAAGAAAUUCUUUUAACAUGCAUUUUGUUCAUCAUGUAGGAAGAUGUCAUAAUAAAAUGUCCAGGCUUUUGUUUAUGUGGGAAAAGCAUACUUUAAUACUGUUGGUCAUCGUACUUAAAAUUUCCCUCAAGGAUUCCCAUCUUCUAGUUACAGGCUAUUUCCAUGAUGUGUGUUAUUGGCAGAAUCAGUGCUCAGUGUAUUGUGUGUAGCACAGGGUGGCUUUCAAUGUCCUAGCCUGAGACAGUUUCCUUUAUUAUUACUCUAUCAAUUAUAUUCCUCUUUCCAGUCCUAGGAUGAAACUUUAGUAAGAAUAUUGUGUCUGGGCUAGGAAGGUGCUUGCUGUUUUUGCCUGCACAGCAAAUUAGUUCCUUUGGCUCCAUUGUCUGAGUCUAAUGUAUUCUGUAGGAAGGCAGGUGUUCAAUAAUCAUGUAGUGCAAUGGCUUUGUAAUUGUAACUGCAAUUACAUUAACAAUUACACAGUAACACUGGUUAUUGAUUGUCCUAUGUGCUUAAGGCAUACUUAAGUAUGUCCCAGCGUUGAGUGGGGUGGGGGGUGGGGACAAAAGCCUGCAGAUGAGAGUUGCUAACAAUGUUCUUUUGGUUAGAAAUAUUGAUCGUUUUUUACCCCAAUUGGAAUAAUAUCUAAAAUGCUUUGGGAACUAAUUGACUUUAAUUCCUCAUGCUGUUUUAUUUUUAGAAAAGAUCAAAACUGAAAGUCUCUAAGAGGAAGACCUUCAAAUUUGGUUCAUACGACAACAGUUAUUAAGAGAGAUUUCUAGUAAUCUUCAGAUGUGAGGUUUUUUUUCUGCCAACAAAAGUCACAUUCAAAUUGUAUUUGGUGAAAGCUUUUUUCAGUAUUACUUAGAAGAGGCCACCUGAAUCUGUAUAGUCCUAUUCAUCAGCUUCACUGUAUGCUCAGUUCUUUCCUUGAGCUUUAAGUAGAGUUCUCUAGCAGGGCAGGUAGUGAUUUGGUGGGAAAACCAAAACUUGAUAAACUGCUUAUAAAACCAUUUCUACAGAAUGACCUAUCUUGUCAGUUGGAGAUUUUUCAGUGAUCCUUGAACCUGUACACAAUCUAAAUUGUGAUGACUCAGAAACCUUUGGAUGCCUGUGUACGUGCAGAUCUCUCUCGGCAACUAGGGGGUUAAAAAGAUAAGCUUAAGAGACGUGCUAGUAUGCAAUUAUAGAAUGUGGUUGUUAAUGGCUGGAUUUUGAGGGACCUCCCUAAAGAAUGAGUUAUGUAUCUCCACAAGGAAAUCAUGGAAAAUUUUGUUAUUUUUCAGUGAGUCCUUUUGAAUUAAUGUUUUUACAUUUUUUUCUAAGUCUGUGUAAGUGCUUAUGUAUAAGUAUAUAAUUGUAUAAAUAUUUAUAAAUAUAUUUAUAUAAUUACAAUUUCAUUUAUACCUUGAGUCAAAGUUCUCUCUUUUGAUUGGUGACUGAACAAUACCACUUUGGUGUUUUUCAUAGUGCUUGAGACUUAACCAACAGUUUGGAUUUAUUUAGCAAGCAUGUUAAUUCCUCAGUUGUAUCUCUGAACUUGAGUAAAAUCUGGCUGUCUGAGGAAUAGAGUCUUACAGGCUUAAAAAACCAGUAGUCAAGGUCAGCAGUCUUAUGCUUCAGGAGCCACAGGGUAAAACGUGAGAGAGUACCCAGCUUCGCCACUUGGGCACCAUCUCCUCUGCUGGCACAGGUCCAGCUAAAGCCCAAGUCCAUCAGAAAUAUGAAGUCAAGAAUUUUCCCUUAGAGGACUCUGCUGCACCCUCUUAUCCUGUUAAAUUAGGUUCUCUAUAUACAGUAAAACCUAUCUUGAGAACCUGAGGCAGGAUGUUCAGAAGUGAGAGGGUGUAUAGUUCUUUACGUGCUUAGCACUGGCAAAUCCAUUUAUGAGAAACCAAAGUAAGAUAAGCAAGUAUAUAUGUGAGUUAAGAGAAGAACAUGGUGUUAUGCACCUAUAGAGCUUAGUCAGGAUGCUCAGCUGUAGGGGACUUUAUUUAAUUUUGACAAGGCGUAUGAUUAUCAAGGCUGGCCCAUGGGAGGAAGGGUUAUGGAUUAUACAUGAGAGAAGUAAGUGGGGAUAUUUCCUUGCUUGAGAAUUUAAUCUGCAUAAGGAGUUUGCCUUAGUUCCUCUGCAAGUUAUUUUGCUUUCAAGGGAGAGCUUUCACUGGACAGUCAGGUGAGGUCUGUGAGGUUAGUUAAAUGUAGUGACUCCCUAUAUGUAGUAGAAACAGCUCAAAAGUUGUUUUUAAGUAAGGAAGAAAGGGACAAGAUAGACUUGAGUGACAUAUAGAAGGUAUGGAAACUUGUAGGGAAAGUGAAAGGAGAGCUUUGUGUACUGGGGGGAGAACAGUGCCAGGGGAAGGGAGCAGCUAGCAUGUGUGGUGUGUACUCUGUGUGUGUUUCCUCCUUCAGUCUUCAUACCGUCCCUACACAGUAUAUAUGCCUUCUACUCAUUUAUAAAUGUGGAAGAAAACUAGAAUUUAUACAGCGUGUUCAGUACGUCGUGCUAGUAAGGGCCAAAUUAAAAUUAGAGCCCAGAGUCUGUCCUUGCCUUGUGUGCUGUGUUGUUCCUUGUCAGUUGGAGUCCAUGUACUCUAAGGUCACCUUAUUAUUAUUACUCUAAGGUCAUCUUACUAUUAUUUAGAUUUAUAAAUUAAGGGUCUUUGUUUAUUUAAAGAUGGAAGUAGUAUUUGGGGCCAAGAUUAUGGAUUUGCACUACCCUAUAAAAAUCUUAAUUAUGCCAUUUUAAAGAGAAGAUACAAUUAUUUUUUCUGGUAGAUUAUCCACAAUAGAUUAUUAAACAACUCUUUGCUUUUAUACCAGGUUUUAUCUUGUAUCCAAAUGUACUGUAUUAGUGCACUAUUGAGUAAUCAAAAGUUGGAAAUAUUUUGAAAGCUAAGAUCUUGUUUGACUAUUUUUAUUUAGUUAGGGAGUCAUCUAUAUACAUGAAUAACAACUAGAAGGUGAAUUUAUCUCUUUGAGGAUUAAACUGUUACUACAGUAAGAACUUAGGAGAAAGGGGUAGUGUAAGUUUAGUUAGGGGUGUCUUCAUAGAAAAGAAAGACAGAUGUGGCAAGCACUGUAGCUCAUUCUUUGACUCCACCUCCUGUAAAUACUAGAUUUGAAGCAUGAAGUGUAUCAGUAAGGCAAGACCUUUGCCCAGGUACUAAAGGAUGUUGAGCUCCAGUACUAAAAAUCCCUUUAAUUAGCAAGGAUCUCACUUGAACACUUAAGAAAAAUAUCAAAGUGCUUUUGAAAAUUCAGGCAAGAUUUCUCUGCCUGGGUACACUGCAUGGUGUUUGAUACUAAGAAGAGCCUGCCUGGUGGGUCAGUGCCCCCACUGUCGGAAACAGCUUUUCUUCCUCUGAGUCUUGGUUUUUUUGUUUUUUUUGUUUUUGUUUUUGUUUUUUUUGUUUUUUUUUUUUUGAAAACUGGAAUUGAACUAGAUUAUUAGUUCUUUGUCUUUUCAAGUCAUAGGACUUUGGAUGUUUGAAGUUUUGACCUGAAUAGGGAGUGCUAGGGCCAACUACUAACAGAGUCAAUUUCAUGGAGGAAGUGUAAAUGUGCACCUGGAGUCACAGCCCUACAAAGAACUAUGUCCACCCCAAAGUUUUAAGCAUCUAGUUAUUUAAUGACAUCCUCAGACUAAUUAAAAGUAUACAAACUAUACUUGCUAAGUUUUUCCCUGGAUUCAAGGAUCUUUUGUCCAAUCUUUUACAGACCUCAUUGUAAUGACUGAAAUCCCUCAGUACAGUAGUUACAGAACUAGUGAUCUUUAAACAGCCAGUUAUCUAUUUUUUAAAACUUAAUACUGUAAGCUUAAUGAAUUUUAAAAAUGUCUUAAAUGUAAUGAAUGCAGAACAGAUAAUGUCUCCAAUACUGGAGCUGUAUUUGUGUGCUUUAAGAUAAGGACUGGCAGUUACAAAGCUGAAUUGUGUGAGUUGUGAAGUUCAGAAUUGGUUUGGGCAGAUGUGACCUUUUCAAGAUUUUCAUCAAGUUGAUAUUUAAAAAUAGUUCUUGUCCCAUGGAAUGGAUCUUCAUCUCACCUUUUAGAGCUCCUUCAUUUAUGUACUUGAUAGUAAGUUUCAGAGUACAAAAUUAUGAGUAAUGCCUUGUGUAAAACUAAAACUUGAAAAGUAAUGAGGGUAGGAAGAGCCAGCCCUGUGAGGGCUCACACUUCCCCGGCAGCUUAAACCGUCAGGAGUAGGCUGCUUCUAGGCAAUCACUCUGCCUCCCGAGUUACUCCCAGCCCCUGAACAGACACCUAAAGGCCCUGUGAGCAGGGAGCCAAUUCCAGCGCCACUGGUUUGCCUUACAGAACAUUUCGGUUCUUUACUGUGAAACUUAAGAGUCCCUAGUCCACAUUAGAGUGGGGCAAAAAUGUUCUUCAGAGCUCAGAAUAACCAAAGAGUACCAUUCUAAUAUAUUGAUUUCUUGUAUAACACAGAGAUUUAAAUGCUUCAGUGGUGAUCAUUUGGAUUUUAAACUCACCUUUGCGUCAGUUCUCAUAAUGAGACAGCUUAGAAUUAAAGGUAUUUGGCUUAUUUAAGAACAGAGGUUAUCAUAGCUUUGGUCAAGUUUUGUUUGUUUUGUUUUUAGAGACAGGGUUUCUCUAUGUAAUAACCCUGGCUGUCCUGGGCUCGCUUUGUGGACCAGGCAGGCUGACCUCAAACUCAUAGAGAUCUGCCUGCCAAGUGCUGUGACUAGAGGUCUGUGCCACCACACCUGGCUGGUUAGUUUCUUUAUUAAGGAACUCAGGUGGCUAGAUUAUUGGAUAUGAUGAAACCUGAAGUAGAACAUCAGUUUAAUCCUUUAUCCAUUUGGGGGUGGGAGUGUCUUUUAUUUUGUUUUCAAACGUUCUUACAUAGUUCAGGCUAACCUCUCCUCUCUUUUUUUUUUUUUUUUCUUUGAGAUAAGUUUUCUUUAUCUAGUCCUGGUUGUCCUGGAUCAGGCUGACCUCUUCAGUGACUGUGUAGUUAGUUGAACAUAACCUUGAACCUCUGGGUCCUCCUUGGGUUAAAGUGAGCCACAUGCCUGUCUCUUCUUCAUUCUUUACUUAAUUCCUCUAAAAUUGGUCAUGAAAUUUAAGACACUUAGCUAUGCUUUUAAAAUUAUAUUUCUAAGCCUUAAUGUAUAUUUCUCAUUUUUAUAAAUUAAUAUAGAAGAGAAUAUUUUGAGGCAAACACCGUUUUUACAACUCAUUUCUUCCUAAGGAGAAUUCUUGUUCCAAGUAAGAGAAUGGCUGGCUCUGUGAUAAACCUCUAAGGUAGUUGGUUUGGUUGGUUGGUUACAGGUUGCCCUAACUAAAUCUCACCAUUUUCAUAAACAUUUUGUUUUUUAAAAACACAACUCCUGAACCAGUACUUAGUUUCAAGCACAUUCAUUAGCCCAGACUGGCCUGGAGCUCACUAGCCCUAGGUUGGCCUUGAGCUCUUCUGGGAUUAAGCCACUACACCUGGUUUAACCUGAUUAAUUUUGACCAUGUUUUUAAUAUGGCCUGUAUGCCAUAUAAUUCCAAAAUAAACUUGGGUGAUCCAUAUAAAUUACUUUAUUAAGCAUAAUGAAGAAGUUAUUAAAAUUUGCUUGUGGGAUUGGAGAGAUAGCUGUUAGCUUAGCAGGUAAGACCACUUGUUCUUGCAGAAGUCCUAGGUUUGAGUCCCAGCAACCAUAUAGCUGCCCACAACUGUCUAUAACUCCAGUUCCAAGCAAUGCAACUGUUCUGAGUCUGAGGCCACCAGGCACGCACACAGGAAGGAAGCUGAGGCAAGAGGAUUGCUAGUUCCAUGUCAACCUGAAGUUACAUACCAAAACCUUAACUCAAAAUCCUCUUUGUCUCUCCCUUCUUUAAUACACCCGUGGUUUGCUGUGCCGUGUGUUUGUACAUUGCAUUGCUCUUCUAACCCCAAUUAAAUAUCACUAUCCUUUCAAGAAUUACAAUUAAAGCUAUUAACAUGCCACAUGCAGGUGUCUACAUUAACACAAGUCUCAUUGCUCUGAAAGAAAAUAGUGAGAUAUAGAAGCAUUGGUUUAUAUUUUGCUUAUGCUUGGUUUCAUAAGAAGCCAGCGGGUGAGAUGGCUCAGCAGUUAAGAGCACUUGCUGCUCUUGUAGAGGCCCUGGGUGGGUUUAGUUCUCAGUCCUCACACAGUGGGCCACCACCAUCCAUAACUCCAGCUCCAGGGGAUCCAGUGCUGUCUUCUGACCUCUGAAGACUUCUAUACCACUAGACAUGCAGGCAAAACAGUCAUAUGUACAAAAUAAAUGGAAACAAAACAUGUGUUUAAAGACUUGCUCGUAUAUUAGGGAUGUGAAUCCAAUGGUAGUAUUCUACCUAAGAACAGUCACAUUGCUCUAUAGGUAUGGGAAGUAAAUUGCUGCACUUAAUUCUUUGGCAGUAAGCAGCAGACCUUUAAUGUGUAAUGGUACGUCUAGCAACUAAGAUCUUAUAUGCCUUAUGAGGUCACUUAGGUUUUUAAAUGAGAAAGAGAAGAGUCAAGCUAAACUAGAAUAAUAGGACAUACCUAAUGAGCUGUCUUCACCAGACGAGAAGCUAUGGGCUGGUGUGUAGCUCAGGACCCUUGUUUGGAUCCCCAGGGUUACUAAGAAGAAAAGUUUUUAAUCUAACUGGGACAGUGAGAGUCCUGUAUUGGCCAUCAAAAAUUGGGAACUGUUUUAAAUGAGAUAAGUUCUGACCUAAAAUUGAAUUUUCCUUUUCUCAAAAUUUUUUAUAUUUACUCUUAUUCAUGGUCUCAUCUGGGAAUCUUAACUAAUAGGGAGCCAUUCACUAACUCCUUGGUUUCUUUCCUGCAUCAAGAUAACUGAUGGUAUAGUAUGUGUCACCAGAAUGAUUUUCAGGCUAAUGACAUUAGAAUAUUUAUAUUCAGCUGGAAAUCUUGUUUUCAACAGAAUGAGUUUAUGGUAUGCUUUUCUCAAAGCUGCUAUGUUCUCAAUGAAAAAUAAUCAAUAAAUACUAAGUCAUAUGACUCAAAAUACAAAUAGGCUCAUGAAACUAAUCUUAUGCUCUAAGUUGUGCUGACGCUCUGCCUGCCUCUAGAAUCCCCAUGUUAGCAGCUAAUUAAAGUCUCAUGGGACCUCUAGCCUCAGAUGUCACAGUGAGUGCUACCUGAUGGUGAUGUGCCGAAUGAAGACUUUGGAGGCUUCUGUCCAAGUUUUGGCAUGAAUAUUUUAGACACUAGUUUUUCACCCCUGAGAAUUUUUUUUUCAGACAAUUUUUCUGUUGGUUUUUAAAGAAAUUCUAAGCAUCUAGGUGUCUUUUUUCCCCCCUUCUCUUUAACUGUUAAGAAAGUUGUCUUUCCGGUGUUGUUCUAUGUAAACUUCAGGAGUAUUUGUGGGUUUUGCAUGUUUUGUAUGAGUUCAGUUUAAACAAUGCAUUUAAAUCACCUGGGAUGUCCGAUUCUGGCACGUCUUCACUGUUUGUGUUUUAAACAUGUUUCAUGUGUUUCCAAACCUCACUUGGUAUCUUACUUGAGAUCAUUGAAGUUGAUUUGGGAUAUUUGCUUUACAAGUGUUUUUUCAAGCAGUUCUUAACACAGUGUUUAGAUGUUUCCUGGGCUGUUUAUAUGCUCAGUUUGCCCUGAACAAAGUGGUGGUCUUACUAAGAUUUAAAUUCUUAAUAUAAAACAAGUUCUACGUUUAAUCUAUAGUUCAGCUUGUUGCUGAAUCCAAGACAAUGCUAAUGCUAAUUCUUGUGGUGUGUUCCUGACCAGUGCCCUCUAGUAUGCUUGUGAGUUUCCAGGUUUCUUCCCACAGUGCUAGGAGAUCAUUUACUGUUACAAAACUUUUCCAAAUCGGAAUGAAGGCUGUGAGAGAAGCAAGGUGGGGAAAUCACACCAUCCACUGCAGUUUCUGUUCAAGGUGCGUGAAAGACCCUCCCAAAUAUCUAGUGAUUGUAAAGGUGCUAGGGGGAGCCUGAAUCCAAAGGAACACACAGGCAGGAGAGCUAGGUCUCCUGGCUAAGACUCCCUGGACUCCACUGCACCCUCUGUACCUAGGGUACGUUAGACACCUCCCUAUUAUGUUUCCAUGGACACACAUAGGCUAUUAUAGGCACGUGCUUUCUGAAGUGAGGAUCUCGCUGUUGAAGAUUUAUUUCCUAGUUUGGGCUGUACCAAAUUGUGAAUACUCGCUGUGUUGUACCCAGUUGCUUUAUAUUAAUACUGCAACUUGAAUUGGGGUGGGUGGGUGGGGCAGCAGGGUGUGGGAGGGAGGGUAAUGGAAUAAAGUCUUUUGAAGACAUCAGCUCACACUGUGCUGAGAGAGGGACCAAACUCAAGGAAACCUCUGAUCUAUAAAUUCAACUGCUGCAUUUUUUAUAAAUACAUGUAAAUGUCCUGUUGUAAUAUUUGAUCUUGGAAAUAAAAAAAAAACUUUUCAGUA